UGUUAUAACUGAAGGUAAGAUCGUUUUGUGGGCCAUAGUUCCCUUCCCUUCACACAGUCCCGCUUAUAGCGUGGACUCAAUAACGCGGGCUGGGCCACUCAACGCUGUAACUAUUGUAAACAGCCUGAUAAAGAAAGUAGGUCAGAUACCUAUUCGCUUCAACGGUCGGUAGCCCUCAACCAGUGGAGGUUGUCAGGCGAAAUUCUUUCGAUCGUUUCAUCAUUCUAAUAGAGUUUAUAUAUCACCCGCCGUGCAAUACCAGUAACUUGUGAUGAAGCUGUGUCCAGCGCAUCUACUGCUUGCCUAGUCUCGCAGCUGUACAACAUGUUGUCACGGGUCGUGUUGAGCAAUGUCCGACCAGGACAGGCCAUAUCGGCCGCGUCUGUCUUGUGUCGAUUCAAGGCGACGACGUCGUCAACCCAAGCCGACGAUGAUGUUGCAGACGUCAAACCGUUCUCGGCGCUGCCCGGUCCGAAGGGUUUGCCUUUUGUCGGCACUGUGUUCGACGUCAUAAAGAAUUCGUCGCGGAUGAAUAAAAUGAUCCAGAAACGUCACGAAACGUAUGGACCCAUCUACCGGGAGAAGAUGGGAGCGAUAAAUGCUGUGUUUCUGACGGACGUUGAAGCGGUCGAGCAGCUGUUCCGACAGGAUGCGAAGCACCCACGUCGAAUCGACAUUGAACACUGGAUUCAAUACAGGGAGGAACGAGGGCUGAAUAAGGGACUUCUCAUGUCAUCAGGCGAAGACUGGCAUUCCUUGAGACGAGUGAUCGACAAACACAUGAUGAAGAUCAAGACGGUGGAGUCCUACACCGGAGAGUUUAACAAGGUUGUUGUAGAGUUCUUGGACCGAGUAAGCAGGAUUCGAACCUCGGACAAUGAGUUGCCUGCCUUGGGCCUGGAGCUGUUCAACUGGUCUCUGGAAUCCAUCGCCCGUAUCCUGUACGAGAAGAGACUCGGGUGUCUGUCGGACGACAGGAGCGAGGACACCCAGGUGUUCAUCCAGAGCUCCCAUGACAUCUUUGAGACAACCAGGAAGAUAAUCUUCCUUACACCGAGAGCAGCCCGGAUCUUGAGGCCGUUCGCCUACAGGAAGCAUAUAUCUGCCUGGGAUGAAGGUUUCCGUGUUGCGCACAAGACCAUAGACGAAAGAAUCAGGGAGAUACGAGAGACGAAGGAGGAAGGAGAACACGUGGGAUUUAUCACUCACUUCCUGAACGAGGACAGCAUGUCUCUGAAGGACGUGUACGCCAACAUCUCAGAACUCAUGGGGGCAGCCGUAGACACGACAUCAAACACCGCGCAGAUGGUGUUGUAUGAGUUGUCGAGAAACCCACAUGUACAGGACGCCAUCUAUGAAGAAAUCUCACGAGUUGUUCCCCCUGGCGAGCAGCCAACAGCUGAUCAUCUGAAGGAGAUGCAUUACAUCAAGGCGGUCAUUAAGGAGACGCUCAGGUUGUACCCGACCGGAAGUGUAGUGAUCCGAAUCCUACAACAGGACGCUGUGCUACUGGGUUAUCAGGUGCCAAAGGAUACUAUGGUAUGGGUUGACCUCUACGGCUUCGGCCGUCUAGGACGUCACUACGAGGACCCCAACACAUUCCUCCCUGAACGCUGGCUCCGAGCUACCAGAACAGUUAGCCCACAUCCUUUUUCCUUUCUGCCGUUUGGAUUCGGUCCUCGAAUGUGUGUCGGUCGGCGAGUAGCAGAGUUGGAGAUCCAGCUGCUGAUAUCCCAGAUUGUGCGCAAAUUCAAGAUAGAGCCCGUGUCUAUGGAACCAGUCGAAAUGAAGACUGACCUCCUACUAUUGGCCAAAGAUCAAGUCAGAAUCCGUCUACACGAGAGAGACUAGACUCAAAUUCGCCUUGGAAAUACGAACUCAUUGCAGUCUGAUGUAGCCACCUGCAUUGUGUGUGGGGAUAUUUUAGAAACGCCAUCGAAAAAAACUAUAUACGAGAUCAAACGUCACGAGUAAUAAGUUUGUUGUGUUAUUGUAUUGUUAGGAACAAUUAAUAAGAUCGAAACUGUUAUUGUUGAGUUAGGCGCCGUUGACAUAAAAUACAUCGUUGCAUCACGUGUACAUUGAGGGCUAGUAUUCUAUUUCCCUCUGUUAUCCAUGUACAGUUUCUUAUAUUCACCAAGGACCAAUAGGUUUUCUUAAUAUAGGUGUUCAGUGGGUGUAUAUAUACAUAUGUGGUGUUAAACACUUGCCUACCUCAGCUGGGACACAACUCCAUUGUAUGUAUUAACGUUUUUAUAAUCACAAUAAAUUCAUUCAUGCAA
This is a messenger RNA of Haliotis rubra (blacklip abalone), 2282 nucleotides long. Its product is annotated as 1,25-dihydroxyvitamin D(3) 24-hydroxylase, mitochondrial-like. The transcript has 9 exons. The record is from RefSeq and is a predicted model, not a curated record. Gene Ontology annotation, cellular component: mitochondrial inner membrane. The coding region runs from base 325 to 1851 and encodes 508 amino acids. NCBI's taxonomy places the organism in Eukaryota, Metazoa, Mollusca, Gastropoda, Lepetellida, Haliotidae. Gene Ontology annotation, molecular function: heme binding; monooxygenase activity; oxidoreductase activity, acting on paired donors, with incorporation or reduction of molecular oxygen. Gene Ontology annotation, biological process: cortisol metabolic process; C21-steroid hormone biosynthetic process; glucocorticoid biosynthetic process.